Messenger RNA from Folsomia candida, 2779 nucleotides. RefSeq names its product ABC transporter G family member 23. Lineage: Eukaryota; Metazoa; Arthropoda; Collembola; Entomobryomorpha; Isotomidae. The record is from RefSeq and is a predicted model, not a curated record. The coding region runs from base 328 to 2637 and encodes 769 amino acids. Gene Ontology annotation, cellular component: membrane. The transcript has 22 exons. Gene Ontology annotation, molecular function: ATP hydrolysis activity; ATP binding; ABC-type transporter activity.
AGCAUGGAAAAACUUGUACUCUGCAGAUUUUACACCAAGCUUGUGCACAUUUUGUGUCCGCAUACUCAUGGAAGGUAGUCUCUGGAAGACUAGGAUUCAGAAUGUAUUGAAGCUUGAGACUGAGUUCCAUUUUCUGGAGAGUUUGCUAACAGUGUGACAGAUCUAAAGUUAAUAGAACCCAAGCCAUUAGCUGUCAUUGUAUUAUUUAUUUAGUUCCAAAAAAAUUGCAAAGUUUCAAAAGUGUGACUUCAGCUAUUUCAUUGCAAAAAUUGCAUUUAAUUAUUCAUUCUUUGUCUUAAUUGUAGUGUGUUAAAGUUAAAAACAAUAAUGGAUUUUGGACGUAUUGAACGAGGGGGCCAUAUCAGUUUGGGAAUACCCAGCACAAAUCCUGGAACGGGAGCCAAGGGAUCACUCGGUAUUGCACCCGGUGUCCUGGUAAAGGAUGCCAAAAAAGCUUACGGGAAUAGACCUCCUAUCCUACUGGAUUACAAUAUGACCGUACCUAGAGGAACGAUAUAUGGGCUCCUCGGCAGCAGUGGAUGUGGAAAAACAACAAUACUUUCGUGCAUUGUGGGCCUUCGUAAACUUGACGAAGGAAAAAUUUUAGUUUGUGGUGCCAAACCUGGGACAAGAGAAAGUGGAAUACCCGGGCCUCGAGUGGGUUAUAUGCCUCAGGACAUUUCAUUGUAUUCCUACAUGACCAUCAAGGAGAUCCUGCAAUACUACGGCAGGAUAUACGGGAUGACCCAAGAGAACAUUGAACAACGCCUGGGGUAUUUGUCGGGCUUACUAGAAUUACCUGAAGCUUCACGAAUUAUUGCGACGUUGAGCGGGGGACAACAGCGCCGUACUAGCCUAGCUGUAGCUUUAGUACACCAGCCAGAAUUAUUAAUCUUAGAUGAACCUACGGUGGGAGUGGAUCCGAUGCUCCGCGAGUCUAUUUGGGAGCAUCUCUCCAACCUUGUGAGAACCAAGAAAACAACGGUGAUAGUUACAACCCACUAUAUCGAAGAAACGAGAACAGCGCAUACGGUUGGACUUAUGAGAAAUGGCCGAUUGCUAACAGAGAAAGCUCCAAAUGCGUUACUAAUAGAAUAUCAAGCCGAUCUGCUUGAGGACAUUGUCCUAAAACUUUGUCGAAAAGACGAACUAAAUCUACCCAGUACUGUGGGAGACCCAACCAAUGAAGUUUCCCAAGCAUUGCAAGAAAUUUCCUUCUACACGGGGAACAAAAACUUGACGGUCAGAGGAGGCCACAAGCCCGACCCUUCCAUCACUGGGGACAGAAGUCCUAUCGUCGGACUAAAAUUUAAGAGGAGGUUCACAGAGGAGAACAUGACGGGAAACAACAGAGGGAGGAGUUUAAAACGCCAACAAUCUGUAGCAGAAUUUGUGCAGGAAGCCGCGCAAGAUUACUUUUACUCUAGGGGUGACCGAAUCAGGGCUCUCAUUCAUAGAAAUUACAUUACAUUAUUUCGAAACUACAUGUUCGCCGUGAUGGUUAUGUGCAUUCCUGCCAUCCAGAUCAUUGUAAUAAACUUAAUUAUUGGUAAUGAGCCAAAGCACAUGAGUGUCGGUUUAGUGAAUCAUGAAAUUGGUCAAGUCAAUGAAACGGGGGGAAUGGCUUGUCCGUAUUCUGCCGGAUGUUUGGCAAGCGGUGCUGGGUGUAAGUACGUAUCCUCUUUACCAGAAGAACAAGUCAUAAUGUCCAAUUUUGAUUCAGAAGAGGAUGGUCUUUUUGCAAUAAAAAGCGGCAAAAUUUGGGGUUACUUAUCAAUCCCAGAAAAUUUUACAGAGUAUUUGCGUCUUCGAGGUCUUCACAGAAAUUUUGCAGAUGAAGAAACGAUUACAGGCUCAACAAUUUCUAUCAAGAUGGAUAUGUCGAACUUCCUCGCUGGUUCUUUGUUGGUUCGAAUAUUUUAUGAAAAUUAUCAAAAGUUUAUCCAAAAUAUUGCAAUGGAUUGCCAACAAAGUGCUGCUGUUGCUGAACUCCCACUGCAUUAUCGACCGAUUUAUGGCGAUUUAGAGACCGGCUUUAAAGAAUUCAUCGGACCUGCUGCCUUAAUAGUAAUUUUAUACUUUGUGCCAUUGGCUUCAGGAGGGAUAGCAUAUAUUCAGGAUAAGAAACAAGGCACGCUGGACAGAUCUAUGGUGGCAGGAGUGACCGCGUUCGAUGUAAUCGCAGCAUUCAUGGUCACCGAAGGAAGUUUGGUCGUCUUUCAAGUUGUGCUUUCAUUCAUCAUCAUGGUUUUUGGUUUUGGUCUCACGAUACAGGGUUCAUCCAUUCUAUUCUUUUUCCUUCUUCUACUGAAUGGGAUCUCAGGUUUGUCGCUUGGAUUUCUUAUUGCAAUGCUUGUAAAUGAGGAAAUGGAGGCCGUGAUAAUUACCCUUGGCCUUUACACCCCAAUUCUAAUUUUAUCAGGAAUUAUUUGGCCCUUGGAAGGGACAGCUUUCGGGGUUAAAGUGUUAUCUCACUGUCUUCCCUCAACUUAUCCCACGGAAGCAAUCCGAUCAAUCGUUAAUCGCGGGUGGGGCAUUUCCUCGAGUCAUGUCUGGCCUGGGUUCGCCAUGCUGUUCGGCUGGUGUGUCCUUUCCUGGAUUUUGACUGCGAUAGCUCACAGACGACAAAACAAGUAGCGUGUGGUAUUUAGUUAGGUAGUUAAUUACUCGUAAAGUUUUUGCAUUUUAAUUAAAAAAGAUUAUAAUAGUUCCUAUUUGUAAUGCAUUGUACAUUUAUUAGUUAAAUCUUGUCAAUAAAAGCUAUUGGUAAUACGAUGAA